This is a messenger RNA of Thunnus maccoyii (southern bluefin tuna), 2992 nucleotides long. RefSeq names its product solute carrier family 37 member 4a (gene slc37a4a). The record is from RefSeq and is a predicted model, not a curated record. Gene Ontology annotation, molecular function: glucose 6-phosphate:phosphate antiporter activity. NCBI's taxonomy places the organism in Eukaryota, Metazoa, Chordata, Actinopteri, Scombriformes, Scombridae. The coding region runs from base 1163 to 2452 and encodes 429 amino acids. The transcript has 9 exons. Gene Ontology annotation, biological process: glucose-6-phosphate transport; phosphate ion transmembrane transport. Gene Ontology annotation, cellular component: endoplasmic reticulum membrane.
UUUCAAGUUAACAGUCGCCGCAGUGCUGCACCGCCCAUUUAUUGUCAGUUGAAGUUGCUAACUUGGCUAAUUACUACAGGUUGAAUUGGAAAUUGUUCGCUUAACAUUUAGUUGUUACUUGCUACUUAUCUGUUACAACUGCCUGUCACAACAACAGCGUCGAUAAACACGGUCGAUAAAACGUGUGUGUGUGUGUGUUUUCAUCACGAUGUUUGUGUCUUGUAGGCUGGAGGCUGUAUUGCAUGGACGUAUAGUAAAAAUGUAAUAUAAUAGUAAGAACUUAUAAUAGCCUAUAUCCAUGCUGUGUGGUCUGUAGCUCGUAGCAAUGGAUGUAUUAUUAGAGUCACUAUCAGUAACUGGGCGGCGCCAGUUGGUCCACAUGAUGCGGAAACUUAUUAUAAUUCAUGAUUCACAAUACAACGUACAAAUCAGCAGAUCUACAAUGAAAACUGAGAUUUAAAAGUUCCUUUGCGAAUGUCCAACACGCCACACUGCUGAGUAGAUAAGUUAACCGUGCUGCAGAGAAAAAAGGACACACAGAGGUAGCUGCUUGUUUGCACUUAAGGCUGUUAUGUAGGCUGCGACUUUCAUAGCCUGUCACCCUCUGUGAAGUAUAGACCACUGUAGAGGUAAAAUCUGUGCUUUUCCUGCACUUAUUUGAAAGGUGGGAACGACUUGAGCUAUUUUACAGUAACAAUCUGCCUUCAGAAACACAACUAAUCUCUCUUCUGCAUCUUUGUACACACUACAAAACUGGGAUCUGCAUUUUUUCCUCUUAUUUUCUGCUUGUUAUGUGAUGGAUCACUUGGAGAUGAUCCUUCCCCUGGUCUGGAUGACUAUUGGACACCCUGGUGAAUUAUUAACCCCAUCAGCUCCUUCCACAACAUCCCAGAUGGACAAACAAGAACAGAGGAGGAGACAGCCAAGGUCAUUGUUAAACACAUGGCAGAUGAAAUCCACUUCAGGGUAGAGAAGUUGACCAUUAACCCUGCCUACUGAUUGCAAACACCUCUCCACUUGUAACCAGCUGCUUCCACACUGUGAAUCCUGAAGCAAAGUUCACUGUCACAGGCAGCAGAGGUCUGUCAAACGGCAGGAGUUUGCUCUCUCCUCUGGAUUGUCUUUUAUUUUUCUCCAUUUUUGUGGGAAUAAAUCUGCAGUCAUGGCUACGGCAAGUUACGGAUACUACAGAGGCACUAUAUUUUUAGCCAUGUUUGUUGGCUACACGCUGUACUACUUUAACAGAAAGACUUUCUCCUUUGUGAUGCCUUCUGUAAUGCAAGAGAUUACGCUGGAUAAAGAUGACCUGGGCAUGAUCACCAGCAGUCAGUCUUUGGCCUACGCUAUCAGUAAGUUCAUCAGCGGCGUGCUUUCAGACCAGGUCAGUGCCCGCUGGCUCUUCUCCAUUGGCUUGUUCAUGGUGGGAGGCAUCAACGUGGUUUUCUCCUGGUCCUCCACUGUAGCCGUCUUCUCUGGCCUGUGGUUUCUCAACGGCCUUGGCCAGGGUCUUGGCUGGCCUCCCUGUGGCAGGGUGCUGCGCAAGUGGUUCGAGCCCUCUCAGUUCGGGACAUGGUGGGCCAUUCUCUCCUGCAGCAUGAAUCUGGCUGGCAGCUUGGGCCCCAUCAUCGCCUCAGUGCUGGCCCAGAGCUACAGCUGGAGGACGAUCCUGUCGGUCUCUGGAAUGGUUUGCGUGGUGGUCUCCUUUGUCUGCCUGCUGGUCAUCAAGAACGAGCCUAAGGACGUGGGGCUGCCCAAUGUAGAGGCAGCAGCCAAGAAAAGCAAAGGAAAAGCCUCCAGCGAUGAAAGCACCCUGUCCGAGUUCCUGCUGUCACCCUACCUGUGGCUGCUCUCUGUGUCCUACCUGGUGGUGUUCGGGGUGAAGACGGCCUGCACCGACUGGGGCCAGCUGUUUCUCAUUCAGGACAAGGGCCAGUCUACACUUAUGGGUAGCUCAUACAUGAGUGCUCUGGAGGUUGGAGGUCUGUUGGGCAGUCUCGCAGCAGGUUACUUCUCUGACAAGGCGGUGGCCAAACAAGGCAUGAGAAUCUAUGGCAACCCUCGCCAUUUCAUCCUGAUCAUCAUGAUGGCUGGCAUGUUUGUGUCCAUGUAUCUGUUCAGAGUCACAGUCACUCCAGACAGUCCGAAGAUGUGGAUUAUUGUCUUGGGUGCUGUUUUUGGUUUCUCCUCCUAUGGACCAAUAGCAUUGUUUGGCGUUAUAGCCAAUGAGAGCGCCCCGUCCAACUACUGUGGGACGUCACAUGCCAUUGUGGCCCUAAUGGCCAACAUUGGUGGCUUCCUUUCUGGGCUUCCAUUCAGCACAAUCGCCAAGCACCACGGCUGGGAAAUGGCCUUCUGGGUAGCAGAGAUCAUCUGCGGCGUCACCGCUGUUGGAUUCUUCCUGCUGCGCAACAUCAAAACCAAGAUGGGUCACGUGUCCAAAAGGGCAGACUAAAAUAUAUCAUCACACCUCAGUUUUCAGAGGAAGCUGAAUAUUUUGAGUCAUCAUUGUAUUUUCAUAUUUUUCUUCUUGAUUUUUUUUUUUUUUUUUUUUAUACCACAGUAUUUUCUCAGUCAGUCAUACAGGGCAUAAGUGUAAACGAAGCUCAGAAAUGUUGAUGACUUAUUCAUCAGAAAGUUGUGUAUGGUGCUUCUCUACAUACUGUAUUCCCAGUCUGUACAAAGUACAUUAAUAAUUCAACAAGGGAAUGUAAAUGACUUCACAUUAUGUAUGACAUGCGGUGCAAUGAAAUGUGGCAAAAACACAACUAGAGAACUGUUUCCUUCCUGAAGGCCGCUGAAGUUUUAAUGAUAAUAGAACAAAACUAGAAACUGGUUUUUGGUACUGGUUGCUGUACAGUAUCUUUUGUAAAAUAACUUUGUAAUUAUGAAUCAUAAAUCAAAUUAAAAGACUUAUAAGAUGCUCCUCUUUUUUUGAAGAAAGCCGUCCAAGGCCUUAAUAAAUGAUACCAUGUUGUUACUCUUUUUUCAUUCA